GGUUGACUCUGGGCGGAAGCGGCUUUGUAGCCUGGGAGAAGCGAGAUGGGAGUGAAGCUGGAGGUGUUUCGGAUGACGCUCUACCUCACCUUCCCUGUGGCUAUGUUCUGGAUUGCCAAUCAGGCCGAGUGGUUUGAGGACUAUGUCAUACAGCGCAAGAGGGAGCUGUGGCCACCUGAGAAGGAGGACCAGCGCCAGGAGUUAGAAGAAUUCAAAGAGAGGCUACGGAAGCAGCGGGAGGAGAAGCUCCUUCGUGCUGCCCAGCAGAGCUCCUGAAGCCUAGCCCCUCCACCCAUGAAAUAACACACAGUUCCUUAUUUCUUGUGGAA
Callorhinus ursinus (northern fur seal) is the source of this 329-nucleotide messenger RNA. It is a transcript of the gene PET100, whose product is annotated as PET100 cytochrome c oxidase chaperone. Gene Ontology annotation, cellular component: mitochondrial inner membrane; mitochondrion. Gene Ontology annotation, biological process: mitochondrial respiratory chain complex IV assembly. NCBI's taxonomy places the organism in Eukaryota, Metazoa, Chordata, Mammalia, Carnivora, Otariidae. The record is from RefSeq and is a predicted model, not a curated record.